Molecule: messenger RNA, 1773 nt
Organism: Scomber japonicus (chub mackerel)
Lineage: Eukaryota; Metazoa; Chordata; Actinopteri; Scombriformes; Scombridae
Product: E3 ubiquitin-protein ligase TRIM39-like
Exons: 7
Coding region: 1-1773 (590 amino acids)
Molecular function (GO): zinc ion binding; protein binding
Source: RefSeq, a predicted model, not a curated record
AUGGCAAGCAAAGACACAGAAAUUAAUUUGACCACAGGCUACGAUGUUAGUCUAACCACCACAGCCGGAGAAACCAAACUAGCUUCAUAUCUGGAGGCUCCCACCACCAGCAGCCCCUCCAUGGACUGUGGAUCCUCUCUUCCCGUCUCCCCUCCCGGAGUCGAUGCUGAAGGCCUUGCCUCGCCUGCCUGGUCACUUGACUCUCUAGAGCAUUGUGAGGAACAUGAACAGAGAUUGUGUAUGUUCUGUUUGGAUGACCUGGAGCCUUUAUGUAAACAAUGUACAGCUGUGAGCCAUGAAGGACACAGAGUUUACCUCUUAACUGAGGCUGCAACUGACUGCAAGGUAGGAAUCAGCUAUCAGGAGGAGCUCAGAACAUCUGUAAAUGGAUUGAAGAAGAAGCUGAUACAAUAUGAGAAAGCUGCACAGACCUGUAACCAUUCUGCAAAACACAACCAGGCUGAGGUCAAACUGAUAGAGGAGCAGAUGAAAAAGGACUUUGAGAGACUUCACCGUUUUUUGCGAGAGGAGGAAGAAGCCAGGAUACUUGCACUCAAGAAGGAACAGGAGGAGAAGAAGAGAGAGUUGCAUGAAAGGACGGACAGAAUCAGUCAGGUGAUAAAAUCUCUGGGAAACAAGAUCCAGCUGAUUGAAGAGGAGCUAGAUGGAGAUGGAGAUGGGGUCACAUUUUUACAGGUAACAUCAAUCAAAUGUUAUAAAGUUAAGCCAAUGAAGAUUUGCAGACUUCUGCUAAAUGUGGCUAAACAUCUGGGAAACAUCCAGUAUGCUGUCUGGGACAAGAUGAAACACAUCGCCCCCUACACUCCAGUGACGCUGGACCCAAGAACAGCUGGCAAGUCCCUGAGAGUGUCUACUGGACUGAACAGUGUCCAGAUUUCUCCAGAACCCUCACUGGGGCAUGAAGAGAAUCAAAGUAUCCCAGCCAACCCAGAACGCUUUCACCCUUACUCCUGCAUCCUGGCAAAAGAAGGCUUCAGCUCCGGGGUACACUGUUGGGAUGUUGAGGUUGGUGACACCCCUAACUGGACAAUAGGUGUUGCUACUCACUCAGUGUCCAGAGGAGAAGAGUUCGAGGCAUGUCCAGAGGCAGGGCUCUGGUGUAUCAGCCUGCGGGACAGCGAGUAUCGAGCUCUCACCACUCCCUCUCAGAUCCUCUACCUGGACAAGUCACACCACCUUAAGAGAGUCCGAGUGAGGCUGGACUGGGAUGAAGGGAAGUUGGAAUUCAUGAACAGUGAUACUCACAUGCAUCUGUUCACGUUUACACAUCGCUUUGUUGAAAAGGUGUACCCAUACUUGGAGACCAUAUCUGCGUGUGGGGGCCUUGCUGUGUUAGCAGAGAGAGUGAAUGUCAGCAUGGAGUCAUAUCACGUCCCUGUUGAAGACACUGGCCCUAAAGAGAGUCAGGAAAGUGAAUCCUCUGCUGAAGAAAGAAUCAUCACUUCAGUUACAAACAACAACAAAAAGACGUUGGAUUACCUACAUGUGGCAGAAGACAAAAAACAAUCAGUUCAUUCUAAGAGUGAGAAGAAAAACACCAAACCUGAGAGACCCACCAAUAAGCAGGAGCUCAAAACAAAAUCUGCUGGAGAAGAAAAGACAUCGGGCAACAAACCUGCUGUUAAAAAACAGCCAACCAGGAAGCCCAGGUUUAAUGUGACCUACCAUGUUUCACUGAACCGAGCCCUAAACAUCAUCAAAAAUGAAUCCGGCAACCGAAGAACCGCAAGAAAUCCAGAUCAAUCCUGUUGA